GAAGCAUACCUUGUUUAUAUACUAAAUGAAAUGGCUGGACAAACAGCAAUCGUCUUUUGCGCCACAUGUGCAUCAGCGCUGAAGAUUGCGCUGAUGCUGAGGCAACUUGGUUUUGGUGCAGUGCCUCUGCACGGGCAAAUGAGUCAGGCCAAACGACUUGGCUCAUUAAACAAAUUCAAGAGCAAAACAUCAACGAUUCUUGUUUGCACUGAUGUCGCAUCGAGAGAGUUAUAA
Molecule: messenger RNA, 234 nt
Organism: Gongylonema pulchrum
Lineage: Eukaryota; Metazoa; Nematoda; Chromadorea; Rhabditida; Gongylonematidae
Source: the annotation of a GenBank genome assembly